AGGGAGGAGUUUCUGAGAUCCAGGGACUCCAUUGGUCUGAGGUGCAAGUUGCUGCAGCUUGAGUGUUUUGUGAGGCUUUGAAGAGAGAAAAGUGAAAGUCAAAACGGCAGCAGAGAAAGACUGUUUAGUGUAAAUAAUGGCGAACACGGAUGGAGGCUGGGAUAAAGCUAAUCUUCAAAAUGAAGCGGAGUUCAUGGACAUACUGGAGGACCAGAGACACUGUAGUGACUUGAGGUUUGCCUUCAGGACCUUUAGUCCCCCACCAUACAAAGGAGGGCCAACCUGCUCCACCCCUGAACUCAACCGAGCCGUGCUGGACUCCCAGUAUCUACGCUAUGUGAUCCAAGAGGUUGCUGUGGAGACGGGGUCAUCUUUGGAGGAAGUGAGAGACGAAGCAGACAAGACUUUGCAGGAAAUGUCUCAAAAUCUGCAGUUGAGGUUCAUCAGGCUAAUGGCGUUUACAUUCAGGAAGGUGUUCAAAAGACUCUUCAGCGCUAUCUACGUCAACAUGGAAGGGCUCAACGCACUCCAGCAAGCUGCUCAGGAGUUUCCUGUUAUCCUGAUGCCCAAUCACAGGAGUUAUAUCGACUUUCUGGUUGUCUCCUACAUCUUGUUCACAUACGACAUACCCUUGCCUGUAAUUGCUGCAGGAAUUCCUCUUGCAGGGAUGAAGAUGGUGGGAGAGAUACUGAGGCGGUCUGGGGCUUUCUUUAUCAGACGUGCCAUCGGCUCUGACAAACUCUACUGGGCUGUGCUGUCAGAAUAUGUUCGAACAAUUGUCAAAAGUGGAUUUGCUCCUCUGGAGUUUUUCGUAGAAGGUCUCAGGAGUCGAACACUGAAGUCCCUCCCACCAAAAUUAGGGAUGAUGCACAUGGUCCUGGAGCCCUUCUUUAAAGGCGAGGUGUAUGAUGUCACCCUGUUGCCCAUCAGUAUCAGCUAUGACCGGGUGCUGGAAGAGUCGCUGCUCGCACACGAGUUACUGGGUGUCCCCAAACCCAGAGAAAGUACCACAGGUCUGCUGAAGGCCAGCAAAGUUCUGCAGGAGAGUUAUGGCCGCAUGCAUGUGAACUUUGGCCGCCCCUUGUCUGUCCGAAAGCUGUGUGAGGGAAAGAUAAAUCGCUGCCAGUACAAUCUUUUACCGAGGGAUCUUCCUCAGAAGCCCAAUGCAGAGGCCCAGGCCUGUACAAGCUGGUUGGCUCAUCUGAUUGUACGGAUCCAGGAAGAGGGUAGCCUGACCAGCCCCUGGUCUCUGAUGGCCUGCGUGUUGCUCCAGGUUCCUGCUACAGCCUUAACAGAACAGGGUCUGCUGUUUGAUCAGCUCACAGAGAAAACCCUCUGGCUCAGGAAGCUGGCCCUGGAUUGUGGGGCUCAUCUGAGCUGGCCUGAGAAAGUCUCCGAUUCAGAGGUGAUGUCUUCCACCAUCCUUCUCCAUCACUCCAUUGUGUACCGUAAAGCCGGAUGUGUGUACUUGGUUCGGGCGGAUGAGCCUGAGCGGAAACAUCCAAUAAGUCCAGAGGAGGAUGUGAUGAGGACGGCGGCUGCGUUCCUGAUGCUGGCUUCAUACCGGAAUCAGUGCCUUCAUGUUUUUGUGCGACCUGCACUCCUUGCAUUGGCCAUAAGCAUCACAAAAAGCACACAGAGAGAUGAGAUCUUCACCUGUUUCUGCUUCCUUCAAGAAGUUUUCUCCUACGAAUUUAUUUUCAUCCCUGGCAGAUCUACUCAGGACUUUGAGGAGGCAUGUUCUCUACUGGAGAAAUGUAAAGCAGCCCAUGUCAGUCAGUGGGAGGUGACGGUUUCAGACACUGGGCUGGAGGUGCUUUCUUUCCUGCAGGAGCUGCUGAAACCCUUCAUAGACUCUUAUCAGCUGAUGUUCAGAGUCCUCUGUGAGGAGAGAGACGGUUCGUUCACAGAGAAAGAGUUUCUGCCUGCUGUGCGAAGCGUUGCCACAAAGCUCAUCAUUUCAGGAAAACUCCAAACCUAUGAAGCCCUUUCAUCGGAUGUACAAAAGAAUGUUUUGUCUGCAAUGAGGAGGCUGGGGGCUGUCACAAAGAUAAAAACAUCAGAGAGUCUUGAAUACAAAGUGAACAAAUCAGCUGUGAGAAGAAAUGCAGACAUGCUUGCUGGAAGAAUCCCUCCUCAGAUUGUCCAGGCCGUACCUGAUGCCAGACUGUAGACUCAGUUGGAACAGAUGCCUUUUUAUAGUCACAUUAUCCCCCAUAUCUCUCAAACUGGGCCAUUUUUUGUCUCCCUACAUAUUUUCAUGCAUUUCUGCUGUAACUUAGGGAGAAAAAGUAAAUCCUUUCGCCACAUUGACUGAAAAAUUGCUGUUAAAACAGAGAAAUUGAUAAGGAGCUAAUUGAAACAUUAGAAAGCAUAACCUAAUACGUUUUUAGUAUUAACUUUAGAUAUUGAUCUAUUUUGCUACCUGUUUAAAUAUUUCUCAUAAUUCAAAAAUGUAUAAAGUAAUUAUUAAUUUAGAGUCCAUAUUUUUUAAUUUUUAGGCAUAUUUUUAAUGUAAAAA
Messenger RNA from Cyprinodon variegatus (sheepshead minnow), 2521 nucleotides. RefSeq names its product dihydroxyacetone phosphate acyltransferase-like (gene gnpat2). Gene Ontology annotation, molecular function: glycerone-phosphate O-acyltransferase activity. Gene Ontology annotation, cellular component: mitochondrial membrane; peroxisomal membrane. Gene Ontology annotation, biological process: ether lipid biosynthetic process. Bases 137 to 2173 code for a protein of 678 amino acids. The record is from RefSeq and is a predicted model, not a curated record. The transcript is spliced from 16 exons. NCBI's taxonomy places the organism in Eukaryota, Metazoa, Chordata, Actinopteri, Cyprinodontiformes, Cyprinodontidae.